Bactrocera oleae (olive fruit fly) is the source of this 3569-nucleotide messenger RNA. Its product is annotated as polyadenylate-binding protein. Gene Ontology annotation, cellular component: ribonucleoprotein complex; cytosol; nucleus. Lineage: Eukaryota; Metazoa; Arthropoda; Insecta; Diptera; Tephritidae. The record is from RefSeq and is a predicted model, not a curated record. Gene Ontology annotation, molecular function: mRNA 3'-UTR binding; poly(U) RNA binding; poly(A) binding.
AUUAGAAAAAUUGCAAUCGACAUAAAUACAAAUAAUUAAUUAUUAUUAGGUGGCCACAUCUUUUGCCUUACUUCUGAGUGGCCACUGCUUUUCACGUUGCAAUACGUGCCCAUUUUCUUUGCUCGCACGCAAGUUCGUGGCUCUAGUCUACAAAUCGUUUUUUCACAAAAUAAAUUUGUUAAAUAAGAACUAAGUAAUUUGGUUCUACUAAAAAAAUUUAAGAAACUAAUAUUUUUGUUAUGCGAUUGUUAAAUGUUGUAAAAUAACAUCAGCACCAUAAUUUGCUAUUAUAUUAUUAGGCAAUGAAAAAAUGCAGGUAGAAUAAGAGCAAAGAAAAGUGUUAAGGCAUUAAGUGAAAUUUUGGAGAAAAUAGAAAAGAAGGAAAAUACAUGAAACAGCAAAGGAAGUAAAGUAAUCAAACAAAGAAAAGUGAAGUGAAACAAGGCAAAGCAAGGCGGAAAAACGAUUUUUUGCAAAACGCACACGCAAACGAAGACGAAAAGCGAAGCGAACUAGCGAACGGACGAGUUACGAGCAAUUGAAAAUUGUUAACACGGUAGGAGAAGUGUGUGGGAUAAAAAAGUGAAAACUGUUUAUUGGGCGUCAAACGGUUCACAUAAAUUUUUAGUGAACUGCUAUACGUGCAUGAAAUAUAGGAAAAUCAUAACUGAGUAACUGAACGUGCGCCGGUGCUCUAUCAAAAAGAAAAAAAACUUCAAAAUUCUUAGCUACGGCAGCAAUUCUUACAAUAACGCUUAUAACAACUCUAUCGUCACCACAACGCUCCAUAAGCAGCCCGCAGUGCCGCCACUACCACCUCCAAUUAUGUUUGUCAAUUCGAUGACGUUUCGCGGCAAUCCUGCCCCCAACCAUCAUUACGCUGGCCACCCAUUGGCUACGGCACACCAUCCGCAACAACCGCAAUUGCACCAUCAUGCUACAACUGGACAAGCUGGCGGGCCAAUGGCUCACCAUCCAUCGGCAGCACAUGGUACGCAUCCGGGUGCCCAUCCCGGCACAGCCAACAACAAUAUUCACCAUGCCGCUUCGGCUAUGAAUCGUCAUGCACCUCAUGCCCCAAUGGGUAUGGGUAGCGGCAACAUUACUUCAAUGUCGCCUCAUAUGCCAAACAAUGGCAGCGGCAUUCCAGGUAGCGGCAGUGGCAGUGGUGCAAGCUCUAGCUCACCGGAUAGUGGUAAAAUUUAUAUCAAGAAUUUGGAACGCUCCAUUGACAACAAAGCAGUCUACGACACGUUUUGUGUGUUUGGUAACAUUUUAAAUUGCAAUGUUGCCAAAGAUGAGGAUGGUAAUUCACGCGGCUAUGGUUUUGUGCAUUUCGAUUCAGAGGAGGCUGCACGUAUUGCUAUUUCAAAGGUGGACGGUAUGUUGUGCAAUAAUCAGAAGGUGCAAGUAGUAAAAUUCAUACCACGCCGCGAUCGUGAACAAGAAAAGGCAUCGCAAUUUAGGAAUCUCUAUGUGAAGAAUCUUAGUGAAGAUUUCACUGAUCAACAUUUACAUGAAAUGUUUGAACCGUACGGACGCAUAACAAGUCACCGGGUGAUGCUCGAUGAAGAAGGCCGUUCUCGCCGUUUUGGUUUUGUGGCUUUUGAAAGCCCACAAUCGGCUCUGGCAGCUGUUAUUGGUCUAAAUGGUAAGCAAUUAGGAGACAAUAAGUUCUUGUACGUGGCACGUGCACUGAACAAAGUUGAGCGCCAGCAGGAGAUCAAUCGAAAACUCGAAGAACGUAAACGGCAAAAAGCUGGCCAAGUAUUCUACUAUUAAAUGGAAAGUAUAAAGGAUGAAAAAUUAAAAAAAUUACAUUUGAUGCAGAUAAGAAUUAAUUCUGAGCCGAAUAUUGAUUGCGAAGUGGAUUAGUGAUGAAUGUUAGUUUCGAGCUCAUAAGGUGGUAAGUAUAAGAAAUAUGUUUCAAUGAAGCAUUGGUGAAUAUGCUUCGCUGCUACAACAACAAUUAGCUUCACAAAAUUUAGUUGAAUCGACGAAAGUUGAUAAAUGAUAUGUGUGGAUACAUAAUAACUUUCGCAGGCGAGUCGAUACAACUUGAUGGAAAGAAUUUUUCGAAUAUCGUAUAUAAUUAAGAAUUAUUAAAAAUUUAAAAUGAAUAUUAUAAAAUUACCAACUAAAUACACAUACAUACAAACAAAUACAUAUAUGUACAUGUAGAAAUGUAAAAUUUAAAGGAAAUUAUGGGAUUUUUCAAUUUUGGUUUUGAUGUUAAAUGAAAGUUUACAUUAGUAAAAAAACACAUAAAAAAAAUAUCAAAAAAAAAUGUAUUGCUUAUUGUUAACUUUUAAAAACUAAAAAUAUUCCGCAAGCAAAAAUGAAAAACAAAAAGAAAUCAACUACAACAAUGAAAAAUGAAAGGAAAAGUAAACUUUAUAUAGAAACGCCGUUUAACGUUGAUUACACCGUAGAAUUUAUGAAUGUCACAUUGAGAAUAUCUCAAUGAUUUGCAACUAAAAUUAAACAUAAAUUUAACUUCAAAUUAAAUGACAUAUGUAUGUCUCUAUCUAUAUAUAUAUAAAUAUUACUAUUAUAGCUACUAUUACAAUUAUUCAUGCACUCCUCCUAAAUGUACACAAAUAAACAAAAUUUUACACACAGCUUCUACAAACACAUAAUCACACACUCACAUACACACAUACACAACCACGUUUGCUUAUAUACAUACAAGUAUGUAUAUGUAAAAUGUAUAAUGAAAUUUGUCACGAAUCGGCAAGAAAUUAAUAAACACUCUAUUGAAAACAUAAAAAAGCACAUUUCAUAAAUUUAAAGCAAGAUAUAACGCGAGAAACGCUAAUAUUAACAUGAAAAGUACAUUUAUAUUAAAUUACUCACUUUGCAAAAAAAAAAAAAAACUAAUAAUAUUUGUAAUAUUAAUGAUCCCCAAUUCCAUAUUAUGUGUAAGAGUAUUUAAUUGUAUUGCAAAAAGUUAAAAAUUAAAACAGUAUCGUAAUAUUAGAAAAAAUGGAAAAGUGCGUAGUAACAACGUAAGAUGUCUAAAAACAAAAACAAAGGGAACAACAGAAACCCAAAUGCAAAGAAAAGGCAACAAAUUUUAAGCUUAGUUGUAAAAUCGAUUCAAAAUGCAAGAAAUGUGUAUUUACUGUAAUUAAAAAGGCGAAGAAAAAUAAUACUGGCAUAAAAUAAAUAAAUAAAUAUAAAAUGAUAAUAAAAACAAAAAAUACAUGUAAUCAAAGGUGUAAAAAAAACAAAAACAAACAAAUUGCAAUGACAAAAGGUAAACAGCAUGAAAACAUUAAAUUAAGCGACGAGAAAAACAAACGCAGAGCACAGAAAUCCAGAUGAAGUAAACAAAAAUAUGACUAACAGUAAUUUAUUUUAUUCUAAUUAACCCAAAACAAAUACUGGUAAUAGGAAAAAAAAUUAUGAUUGAAAUUAUUAUACUAAAUGUUCCCAAAAAAAUUUUAACAUUUAAGUUCUUAACGUAGACAAAAUGUAUAGAUAUUACACAAAGAAACACACAAAUGAAACUAAAUGUUUAAAAAAAAAACGCAAAUAAAACAAAAAACAGAAAGGAAAUUAAUGAA